AUGUCUUUCCAAGACCGUGCUCAGCAUCAGAUCUCCCAGCUCGACAAAGAGCUUUCCAAGUACCCUGUCCUCAACAACUUGGAGCGCCAGACCUCCGUUCCCAAGGUCUACGUUAUCCUGGGUCUUGCAGCCGUCUAUUUCUUCCUUGUCUUUUUUAAUAUUGCUGGCGAGUUCCUCGUCAAUAUUGCUGGUUUCGCCAUCCCAGGAUACUAUUCCCUGGAAGCUCUCUUCACCUCCGGCAAGUCCGAUGACACUCAGUGGUUGACGUACUGGGUCGUCUAUGCUUUCCUCACAGUGUUUGAGAGCGCCGUGAAUGCGGUCUACUGGUUCCCCUUCUACUACACUUUCAAGUUCGUUCUUGUUCUGUGGAUGGCUCUUCCCCAGACUGGUGGCGCCCAAAUUGUCUUCCGCUCCUUCAUCCAGCCUGUCUUCUCCCGCUACUUCUCUAGCAGCAGCUCCACCUCUGCCAACCUCCGCACCACUGCGGACCAGGCCACUGCUAAGCCCCAUGCGUUGUAA
Messenger RNA from Xylona heveae TC161, 519 nucleotides. RefSeq lists its product as hypothetical. The record is from RefSeq and is a predicted model, not a curated record. NCBI's taxonomy places the organism in Eukaryota, Fungi, Ascomycota, Xylonomycetes, Xylonales, Xylonaceae. The transcript has 7 exons. Bases 1 to 519 code for a protein of 172 amino acids.